This is a messenger RNA of Colletotrichum scovillei, 2299 nucleotides long. RefSeq lists its product as uncharacterized. The transcript has 2 exons. The record is from RefSeq and is a predicted model, not a curated record. Lineage: Eukaryota; Fungi; Ascomycota; Sordariomycetes; Glomerellales; Glomerellaceae. Gene Ontology annotation, cellular component: TRAPPII protein complex; trans-Golgi network. Gene Ontology annotation, biological process: intra-Golgi vesicle-mediated transport. The coding region runs from base 305 to 2248 and encodes 647 amino acids.
CUGUCCUUCAUGCGACUCAACUCAUUGGACCUCUCACCGAACCUCUCUCGAACUGCAUGUACUUUCUCGGACUGACAAACACUUAUUUACCAUACUUCUUCCUUUCUCACGGAGCAAAGCCUCAGGUUCAAGAUCUCCUCUGGGGAGGAACAUCGCUAGCUCGCUAAGCGUUUGGUGUAAGUUCCCUUGAUUUGGCAAACAGAAGAACACCGUUGUGAAACUGUCCUUGGUGUCUUCUAUUCAUCCUUUAUACAUGGAUGGUUGAGAUGAGCCUUCAUAUUUAAUGCCACAAACAUAGCCCAACAUGGCUGUAGACGAUCAAAUCCGGGAGCCCGCCGGGGUGGCCGAGUUCAUCGAGAAUGCGUUUCUCACAUAUUUCAUCCCCGAAGCAACAAAUCUUGACCUUGAGAAAGCGUUUCAAGGCGUUGACGACACUAAGGCGCUCUUUGAUUCUAUCAAGCGGAGGGACACACUCUUUUUCGAUGAGACGGUUGACGUGCUGCUGGUCCUGAGGGCCCCUCUCAUGGACGAAAAGGCACUGCGAUCACACUUCAGCCGGUUGGUCGUCUCAGUAGAGGCCCAAAUCGUCAACAGCCACGCUUCGGAUAGGGAGAAGCCAUCGACGGACAUCAUCUUCCAGGGAACUGUUGAGGAUACCUCUGACCCAUUCAUCGUCGUCGACGAACCCGAAGAGGAAGACUCCGCCUCAGACUCGAACGAAAAGGAUGAGAACGCCGUCGCCCCUAUAGAUAGGCGAAAGAGGGAACCGCACAUAUAUGCUGUUUGGAAGCUCCCCGUCUUCCUCGCGCGGCCACGCAUCCGCCUGCAAGGUCCCUUUGCGACCUUCACAGCCUCAGCCGGCCUCAGACCGGCCUCGGCGGCGGGCUCUGGCUCGGCCACCCCUCUCUCGCCCAACUUCCGCAUGAACGGCGGUGCCGGGUACCUCCAGUCCGGCAUGCCCUCGGGCCUGAACCUCCUCGAACCCUUCACCAAUGAUCCGGGCCUCGGCGGUGUAGUUCCACGUCUCUCCGCCCUCCGCGUCUCCCGCGUUGCCCCCGUGACCCAAGCCAAAGACACAUCUCGGCCUCUGCGCUGCCUCUCCCAGCUUCGGACACGCAUCUUUCCCGCCGUGCACACCCGAGUCCGCUUCUCCCGCCCAAACACCAUGCCCACCUCGCCGGCCCUUAUCGCCCUCUUAGAGGUGGACUUCACCCAAUACUUCGACUGCCCCAUCGAGCUCACCAGCAUAGCCCUCUCUGUCGCCGACGGCGGUGUCGUAGACGACCUCAGCUCCCCGGCCGGCCUCACAUUACCCAUGACCUGCGUAUCUCACGACCACGUCACGUUCCUCUACCGCCUAUCGCCGCAACAGCUCGACCUUCCCUCCAAGAACCCCAACCGCGAUCUCGAUAUCCACAUCGAAGCCGUCGUGCAGAGGAAUCCCGGCAUCUGCUGCCCGCGUCUGAGCAUGACCUGGACCACCACCCUCGACUUCACCCUCCCCGUCAACCCAGGUUUCAACGCGGCAAUGCAACCAAUGCAACCCAUCCAACGCUCCCACCGCCCCUCCCAGCUCUCCAUCUCAGGCAUCGAGGCAGCCCAGUCCCUCGUCGCCCCGGCCGUCAUGCGCCCGGACUCCCUCCCCGCGCUCGAGGCCGCCACGCGCACUGUCGAGGCGCCCCUCCCGGAACUCGGCAUCACCAUGACCUUCUGCGGCCCCACGGAGCCCAUCUACGCGGGCGAGGAGUUCUCCUGGACAGUCUACGUCGUCAACCGCAGCGUCGAAAAGGUCAAUCCGGCCGUGACGCCGCGCAAGCUCGCCCUCGUGGCGCUCUCGAAACGUCGGCGCAACGAGGUCCGCCUCAUGCGACCCCCCUCGACGAGCGGAAAAGGCAAGACGGCUGCAGACGCAAAAGAGCUUGCGGAUGCGGUGCUGGAUGAGAAUGUUCUGCACGCUAUGCAGCGCAACUCGGUGGUCGAUGCCACCGAGGUCGUUUGCCUCACUGCCGACACCAGAGUCGGACCGCUUGCACCCGGGGCGUGUCACGUCGUGGAACUCAAGUUCCUGCCCCUGAAGGAGGGCCUUGUCAACAUUGAAGCCGUCAGGGUGAUCGACUUGAGCUCGCAGGAACACGUGGACGUCAGGGAUCUUCCCAUCAUGUUUGUAGAAAAGCGACCAGUGACAGAGGUAUCGGCAGCGGCAGUGACAGAGGAGCAAGAUAAGGAUGAGCAGAAGACGGACGAGUGAGUGCAAUGAGUGUCUGGGUGCUGAUAGAUAGCACUUCGCUCUCUAAACCCC